This is a messenger RNA of Porites evermanni, 8022 nucleotides long. The record is from the annotation of a GenBank genome assembly. Lineage: Eukaryota; Metazoa; Cnidaria; Anthozoa; Scleractinia; Poritidae.
AUGGCGAAUUUGGCUUCAAGCCCCGUUCGAGAGGCUAAUGAUGAAUGCUAUAUGCGAAAGUUAGAGACUAUUAGAGACAUCAGGUAAAGAAGUAUUCGAAGAGUUAUAUACUGCAAAAUCCGAUCCAAGGCACAUUUUAAGUUUCUUAUCAGGCUUUUGACAAGCUUCUAUCAAAUGCAUGCUUAACAAAAAGGCUUUUCAUACAUUGUGUAUAAUUUAGGUUCGUUCAACGCCCUAAAUUGUUAUUCCUUCAGUUCCUACCUACAGUGAAACUCACUGAGAGCGAAUUCUCUGAGAAAUUUUCCUUAAAACAAGAACCAUUUCCUAGUGCUUGAAAAAUGGACUGUUUUAACACCUUUAAUCUAAUUUAAGCUUAUAAAAAUGCUUGAGUUGUAAAAGGCGAUGAAUAUGCAUGGUUGUGCUUUUUUAAAUGCAAAAGGUUUACGUGGAAAAUGCAUCUUUCAGCAGGGUCAAUUGCAAUUCAAUACUAUUUUUACUCAACAAAGCAACCUCUUGCAAUGAAUUUGUUGUUCUUUGUUAUUUCCGAGCAAGCUUUAAAUAAAAAGCUAGUUUAAUGGCCGCAUUAUAGACUUUUCUGUCCCCUAGACUGUUUUUGUGUUCAGUGUGAAGUAGUUUUAUUCUCGUGUUACCACCUAUUAAAUUAAAAGCUUAAAAGGUAAGACAUAUCUUCUUUCCGGGCCACUUCCCUUAACUAUUAGUGGCCAAGCCCAAAUUCAAUUCAAGAAACAUUGGGAAUUAUUAUUUUUGUUUCACAAAAUACCAAAAAAAAAAAAAAUACUCAUUUAACCUACGGGUAAAUAUAUUGUGCAAGUACUGCUGAAGAGGUUUCCUUUCAAUAGAUUGUGCGUCCGCCCCAGCGGUUCAAAGUUAAAAAUUAUACAGUCAUAGCAAAAGGUUCAUUUGAUUGCUAAAAGUCUUCUUUUUUUAUGAAAUACACAGGCUAAUCUAAUUCGUUUAGUUCAUACCAUGAUUUAGCUUUAGCAUUGACCAGUUAAUGUCGAAAUAUAAUUAAGUUUUGUUACCUUAAAUAAGGAGCUUUCUUGGUUUUCACUUAGUUUGGCAAUAUAUUAAUUAUUUCAUAGCCAUAUUGAGCAAAAUGAAAUGUGAAGCAUGUCUUUAAAGAAAAGCAUAUACCAAUGGUUAGGAAGUGCAGGCAAACGUGUGCUAGAGAAUGCCUUUCAUAAUAAGUGAAUAUUGAAUGACUGCAUGUACGUGAAUAAGAUUAAAGCCCCCUUUAGUUUUAGGAAGAAAUCCUAAUGGAAUCAUGAAUGUGGAAACAAGUAAGCAAGGUUCAUAUUGAAUUUAUUUUAUUCACGUGGCUUACAGAUACAAUUGGCCUGUGAAGGGCAAGAAGUAAGGAUCAGAGUGAGAGAUAUUAUUGUAUUUGAGAUUAUCAGAUACAAUGAAUCCAUUGAUAUGUGACAUGUACAGUCAUGACUGCACAGUCCUAUUAUUCAGUCUGUUUAGUUGUCCUAAAUUUCAAGAAUUAUUUUCCUCAAAAAGGUCAUUUGAGGAGUUCAAUCAACCUUAAUCUCUUGUUGGCGUGGGAUAGUGAUUUUCAAUAGCUUGAUCAAAUUUCAUUUAAUUUGAAUGCCUACAUGAAUACACUAAAAACUUUCCCUUGAAAGUACAUGUGGACUAGAGAUAUCCAUUAACAUUUGAUUGACAUUUUAUCAUUUCUUAGCUAAUAAUAAACUCCCACAGGUCAGGUAGACAGACUAUUCGAAAUACUCAGGAUUAAAGGGCAUGUGAGAUUUCAGUUUGACUGCCUUUCAAUCUUCUAAUGGCUUCACCACCAAAAAAUGACUUGACAGCUCUCGUGCACCCAUUUAUCCCGCCAUUUGCUGCCAAAUUCUCAUCUGUCAUUUGCUUUUGUACAGUUUGUAGAAAUGGAACUUUGUGUUAGUUCAUUUUCCCUAUUUUAAAAUUAUUUUUACUUUGCACUUUUUUUGUUUCAGGGUUAAGACAUCCCAGUUAGAGAAACUUAAAUCUCAGCUCAUUCAAAAGUUGGACAGUGCUGACAAGGAGAGUAAACUGUUGAAGGAUUACAAAGCAGAAAUGGAAGCUUUGCUGCAUGAGAAAAUGGCACAUGUUGAGGAGCUAAGGCUUAUACAUGCUGAUAUCAAUCUAGUAAGUCAACCUGAAAGUCUUUCCUUUUUUCUUUGAACUCUAUAUUUUUUUAACUUUAACCCAUUCACCCCUGAAAAUUUUGCCAAAAAACUGGUUUUGAAGCUAGUCGAGCAGUUUUCUGGUCACUGUCAUGCUAUAAAAUAAUAAAGAGCUAAAACUUACUAUAAAGCCAUUUACAGGUCGUUCACCUUGCAGCCUUCUGAUCCAGAUGCAAAAUAUUAGCUUGUGAAUUUCAGACAUGCACAGAAAGCAAAAUUCCGAGAUAGUUUUGGGGUAUAGAAGUGACUCAGCAGUCUGGACUUUUACUUUUCACUUUCUCUCCUCCCCUCUUUUUUCUCUUUUAUUGCCUCCCUUUUUUUCUUUUGCUGGGCAUUUAGGCUUCAUUUUGGUGGGAAACGUUUUCAGGAAAUCUUUUAGGAUCUUAGGAUUAGAUAAAAGGAAAGGUGGGUGGGUAGUGGAACAAGAUUUUCAUGGAAAUUUUCAGUUCAACAGGCCAUCUGAUAGGGUGUGAUAAAAAAUCAGAAAUUGUGCGAUAUUUUUAGGGUAGAUUGUGUGAUAAGAUUAGACUAUUAUGCGAUAAAUUAUGCAAUUUUUCAGAGCUAAUUUACGUUGUUUUACCAGGUUUCAAAGGAGAAAAAGCUUUUGAUGGUGUUUAACAGGCAAUGUGAAUGUAAAGGAAUAAUAAAACAUCUAUUUUAAAACAAAAUAGCCAAACCGAUUAUCUUGACCGGGAAAAGAAAAAAGACACUUUUUUAUUAUUACAUGAUGUCGUUACACCGCUGACCACACUGCUUGUCUCUGAAAUCAAAAUGGCUGCCAAGAUACAGUGAUCGAAGGUUUCAGAUGUCUUGCAAGGCUUUCAUUAGUGGUAAAUCACCUAAAAUAUUAUUAAGGUUGGGAAAAUGUUUAAUUAAAGUUAGAAUUCAUUGUUAACUUCACUUGAGCUUAGCAUUUUUUUACGAAUUAUGCGAUUUUCCUCAAAUUGUGCAAUCAGAUGCGAUUUGAGGUCAGUUGUGCAAAAUCGCACCAUCGCGUAACAUCAGAUGGCCUGGUUCAAUAUUACACAGUCUUUUGUAUUUUUCUCCGGUGUCCUUGACUGAACUGUGCUCAUUCUGGUAUGGUUUGAAAGAUAGCUUCACUCUGCACAAGUUACGUUGGUGGACAAAGUUGUCCUGAUCUUUAAAACCAAUGACAUCACAAGCUGUAGAAGAGAAAUGGAUCCACAUUGGCAGCUCUGGGGUGAAUGGGUUAAAAUGACUUCUAUUCAGACUGUAUUAGCUGUUGCUGUUGUACCUGCUUUUUCCCAUAAAAUGCCUUCUUCUGUUAUUUGAUCAAUAUCUUUGAGAACCCUGACUGUUUAAUUUUACAGGAAAGCGCCAUGGCAAAUUAACCUGAAACACAAGGAGUGUCAGAGGGGGACGCUUGGGUCAAUUUUUUUCUGGAUACAUGUGUUGCUGGUCUCUUAAUAAGAACCCUACCCCAGUCCUUUCUGUUGUCAAUUAUACAUUCAGACCCUAUCUUGGGCACUUUUUGGACCCCAACUUAGUUACUUUCUGUCAGUUUUUAAGCUGUGUAUCUUCCCAUUUUUAAAUCCUUCCUAAUAUAAUUUUCUUAAUAUCCCCCCUCCCACUCCCCAAAAUCCCAAGAAUGUUCAUACUCCAUUUUUUUUAUAUCCAAAUAACAACCCCACUAUAAUCCAGCGUGCAAAGAAAAUCAUUUUUAGAGCUUGUCAUACAGGCAAGCUGAAGCUAACAUUUACUAGCCCAGCCAUUAUUUCAACUAGCGCCAAAAGCGUUUUGAGGAGCAGAAUUGAUUUCACAGUUCAUUCCUCAAAAAACAUCACUUGCCCGUCACGCAAGUUAAAAACAGAAUUCAUUGGCCUGAUAGCAAAAUCCCCUAGGCUAGCCUCGGGCUAUCGGACACUACUUUCUUUGCAUGCUGAUAAUCAGUCCUGUUGUGAAAAUUCACCCCCAUCUGGCGGCACAUCCUUAUAGCCUAUUGGAAGGAAGUAACCCCCAUUGCUUGGAGCCAGUUGGCAAGCAUAAAACCUAACACCAAACUUUCAUGUUCAUGUAAAUGCUGAUCAAUAUUGGGCAUUUGAAUAAGGGUCUCUAAUAAUUAGAUUUAUAAUCAUGUAUUAAAGGCCCUGUUCAAACGUCAAUCUUUUCAUGUACCAAACUCAAUACCUAUUUUGGUUGAACCAAGUGAUACAAGUUCAACAGUUGAUUCAGAUGUCGAACUUAAUUAGUCGGGCUCAAUUNGCAAAUUAACCUGAAACACAAGGAGUGUCAGAGGGGGACGCUUGGGUCAAUUUUUUUCUGGAUACAUGUGUUGCUGGUCUCUUAAUAAGAACCCUACCCCAGUCCUUUCUGUUGUCAAUUAUACAUUCAGACCCUAUCUUGGGCACUUUUUGGACCCCAACUUAGUUACUUUCUGUCAGUUUUUAAGCUGUGUAUCUUCCCAUUUUUAAAUCCUUCCUAAUAUAAUUUUCUUAAUAUCCCCCCUCCCACUCCCCAAAAUCCCAAGAAUGUUCAUACUCCAUUUUUUUUAUAUCCAAAUAACAACCCCACUAUAAUCCAGCGUGCAAAGAAAAUCAUUUUUAGAGCUUGUCAUACAGGCAAGCUGAAGCUAACAUUUACUAGCCCAGCCAUUAUUUCAACUAGCGCCAAAAGCGUUUUGAGGAGCAGAAUUGAUUUCACAGUUCAUUCCUCAAAAAACAUCACUUGCCCGUCACGCAAGUUAAAAACAGAAUUCAUUGGCCUGAUAGCAAAAUCCCCUAGGCUAGCCUCGGGCUAUCGGACACUACUUUCUUUGCAUGCUGAUAAUCAGUCCUGUUGUGAAAAUUCACCCCCAUCUGGCGGCACAUCCUUAUAGCCUAUUGGAAGGAAGUAACCCCCAUUGCUUGGAGCCAGUUGGCAAGCAUAAAACCUAACACCAAACUUUCAUGUUCAUGUAAAUGCUGAUCAAUAUUGGGCAUUUGAAUAAGGGUCUCUAAUAAUUAGAUUUAUAAUCAUGUAUUAAAGGCCCUGUUCAAACGUCAAUCUUUUCAUGUACCAAACUCAAUACCUAUUUUGGUUGAACCAAGUGAUACAAGUUCAACAGUUGAUUCAGAUGUCGAACUUAAUUAGUCGGGCUCAAUUCAUUUUCAUGAUGUUCAAUGAUUUAAAAUGCUUUAUACAAAUGAAAAUAAUUUUUUAAUAGUAAUUUAUGCAUUAGGUAAACUUUUGGGUUCGACACAUGCAAAGUUUGAUGUUUCAACCAAAGUUGCUCCAUAGUUGUAAUUCCCAUGUGGGCCACUCGAUCUUAACUCAUGGGUCGACCCAAAUUAGACUUAAAUCAAUUACUGAUUUAAACGUCGAUCUUUUCACGUACUUAGUUAAAGGGAUUAGGUUAAGUACAUAAAAAGUUCGACAUUUGAACUCGGCCUUUAUACUGGCCCUGAAGCUGGCAGAGGCACUAAGGCCAGCAGAAGGCUUCAUCUGGUAUCACAGACAGGUGUAUGGCUGUGUAACAUGUCAAAUUUUUUAACUCCGGGCAUUUCAUACUGAAUUUUCCUUUCAGAUGGAAAACACUAUCAAACAGUCUGAAGCAGAGAGAGAAAGAGGAUUGGAAACAUUGAGAAGGCUGCAUGAUGAGUACAAACCUCUGAAGAGAGACAUUGACAAAAUGAGAGAGUCUCUAGGCCUUGAUAAAACAGCUAGUCUCGAUGAGGAAAGCAGCCUCACAGAGUAAGCUAUUCAUAAUUAGUAAAAUCCAACUAGUGGUCUAUUAUCACCCUCAUGGCCGCUGAGUCAAUAGCCCACUCGGCCUUCAGCCUUAUGGGCUAUUGACUAAGAGCCCAUUCAGGCUCGAGGAAUAAUUGUUAAUUACUAAGCAAUGGAAAUUCCAUUAAUACAUUGUAUAUAUUUUUUUCUUGUCUUUCAAAAUCCCUCUGUGUGUUUCCAAACCACUCUGAUAUGUUGUUGUGGUACAGCUACCUUCUCCUCUCAAAAAAAAAUUUUGAGGAGAGGGGGACGGCUGUACACUUAUGUUUUUACCAAUUUUGUUUGUCAUUUACCCUUUAGUUAAAGAAGUAAUGUACUUUCCAUGACACCGGCAAAUUUGAUAGAAUUAUAUACCUACGUGGCCUAUUCUGCUAUUGUUUUAGUUCCUCUAAAGGUUACUCCCAACUACCCAUUCCAAAAGCAAGACAAAGUGCUGGUCGUAAAUUAAUUAAGAAAGACAUGGGAGUUUUCUUAUCGGUGUAGACUGAUACUUUUUUCCAGUGCUGCUCUAUUGUUAGCUUGUCCAUAAAGAACUUCAAUUCAAUUCUAUGUAUUAAUAAUAAUAAUAUUAAUAAUAACUUUAUUAAUCUCCUCAAAAAGGCUUUUCAGCUUAAUUUACAAUGUCACAUGUCUAAAACUUAGUUUUCCUAAAAUACCCUUAAAAAAUGCUGUUUUAUUUUAACUUUAAAUACAUGUAAAUUAGUGAUAGACUGAAACUCGUCUGGGAGACUAUUCCACAGCCUUUGGCCUCUGAAGGUAAACGCGCGCUGACCUGCAGCCGUCCUACAGAGUGGUAUAUGUAGGCGGUCCCUAUUCCUAGUGUUGCAGUUGUGCACUUCCGAUCUGGUUUUAAACUUCUGACAAAGAUAUGUAGGUGCAAGUCCAUUUAAGCAUUUAAAUACCAUGGUAGCAUCCCUAACCUCAAGUUGUUUAACAAUUGGCAGCCACUGUAACUGCUUAAGAAUAGGUGUAACAUGAUCAAAUUUCCUCAUUCCAGAAACUAUCCGGGCUGCAAAAUUUUGCACUGUCUGUAAUAGCUCGAUGUUUUUCUUGGUGGUAUUAGCCCAUACUGAUGAACAAUACAAUAAUUUACUGAAUACGAGAGAAUUAAUUAUACUGAUCAACGUACGCCUAUCAAACAGGUAUUUUACGCGAUUUAUUUGUCAAAGGCUACCUAUACAUUUCGAAGUUAAUUGAGUUAUUUGUUCAUCGUACGUUAAAUUACAGUCCAUUGUAACCCCCAGGUUUUUCGCAGACUUAGAUGAAGUAAUCUCCUUGCUGAGUAGUGUAAUGCUUAGAUCAUCUGGUAUCUUCAUCAGCAACUGCGAAGUCCCCAGAACCAGAAGUUUUGUUUUUUUCCGGGUUAAUGAGUAGGCUGUUUUUACAACACCAUGUGGCUAUAAUCCUAAGAUCUUCUGUCAGCUGAGCUGCGGCUAAGGUGGCAUCACGUACGGGAAAUGAGAGGUAUCACUGUGAGUCAUCAACAUACCCUACCUUAGGUACAGAUGGUAGAUCGUUGAUGUAGAUAUUAAACAAUGCCGGGCCGAAAAUUGAUCCUUGUGGUACACCAUACGAGACAAGGCGGGGUUCAGAUGUUCUCACCGACUGUUUUCUUCCGGUCAAGUAGCUUCUAAACCAUUCUAUUGCUUCUUUAGAGGUACCCAUUGCACGUAGCUUCUUUAACAAGGACAUGUGAUCAAUGCUGUCAAAUGCCUUGGAAAGAUCUAAUAACACCAAGGCAGUGACUUGAAACAAGUAUAUAAAGUAUACAAGUCCUUCAAACAAGUAUUUACAUGUGUCACCAUUUCAAAAUUCUUUCCUCAGGUUUCUUGAACGUGUUCCUCCUGGAUGGAAAGCAGAGCCACAGGAGCCACCUCCUCCUCCAGUCGCCUCGCAGUUGGCUGCAGCAGCAGCGGCAGCUCAGCAGCUUGUCAACAAGCGGGGACCUCCAGGAGAAAGGCACUUCCGGCAACAACAGCCACCACCCAUGAAGGCAUGCCUGUCCUGUCACCAGCAGAUUCACAGGAACGCCCCCAUUUGCCCACUGUGCAAAGCAAAGAGUCGCUCACGGCACCCAAAGAAGACCAAGAGAAAGCAUGAAGAUUAA